Messenger RNA from Zerene cesonia (dogface butterfly), 1825 nucleotides. RefSeq names its product la protein homolog (gene La). Gene Ontology annotation, molecular function: RNA binding. The coding region runs from base 178 to 1311 and encodes 377 amino acids. Lineage: Eukaryota; Metazoa; Arthropoda; Insecta; Lepidoptera; Pieridae. The transcript has 7 exons. Gene Ontology annotation, cellular component: cytoplasmic stress granule; nucleus; cytosol. Gene Ontology annotation, biological process: RNA processing; positive regulation of translation. The record is from RefSeq and is a predicted model, not a curated record.
CUGUACCGCGCCGCCUUCACGUUCUACUUCAAAAUCAGCGUGGUUUGUCGUUUGCAUAUACCCCAUGUGGUUUAUAUAAAUUCUAUCAUCACUAGUACAUGUUGUGUGUUAAUUAUAGAAUUCACGUUAACAUAAUCAGAUUAUACAUUUAGGAAGGAAAAGUUUUCAGCCACAAAAAUGACUGAGGAAAAAGAAAUUUCAACUGAGAGCAAUGGACAAGAGAACAAUGAAAACGGAAAUAGCGAGACAACGUCGGAUUUGGAAAAUUCUAUCAUUCGCCAGAUGGAGUAUUACUUUGGUGAUGUCAACUUACCAAGAGAUAAGUUCCUCAAAGAGCAAGUAAACCUCGAUGAUGGAUGGGUGCCAUUGGACGUCAUGUUAAAGUUCAACCGUCUCUCCAAACUGACCACAGAUCAUGAAGUUAUUGUCAAUGCUAUUAAUAAAUCAACAUCGGGCUUGUUGGAGGUAUCAGAAGACAACAAAAAAGUCCGCAGGAACCCAGAGAUGCCGCUCCCAGAGAUGAACGAAGAAAGACGCAAGGAACUCACAGCUCGCACAAUCUACGCCAAAGGCUUUCCAAAGGACUCCACGCUCGAUGACAUCCUGCAAUUCUUCAAGCAAUACGAUCUGGUUGAGAAUGUUAUUAUGAGGCGCUAUCAAGAUAAGCAGAGCAAGAAGAAACUGUUCAAGGGUUCCGUGUUUGCUACUUUCAAGACUAAGGAACAGGCAACAAAAUUCCUAGAGAACAAAGGCCUAAAAUACAAGGACACAGAAUUACUGCUUCUGUGGCAAGAGAACUAUGUUCAGCAGAAACAAGAGGAAUAUGCCGCUCUCAAGGAAAAGAAACAAAAGAGGGGUCAGCAAAAGGAGGGUAAUGAAGAAAAAGACACCUUCAAGUUACCAACUGGUACAGUACUGUUCUUCAAUGAGGGUAAUGAGACGCUCACCAGAGAGAAGAUCAAGGAUGCUCUAACAGAAUUAGGCGCCGAAGUCGCAUACAUAGACUUCAAGGCUGGCGACACACAGGGCUGGGUGCGGAUGACAAAAGAAAACGCGGGAAAAGAGUUGGCGGAAAAAUUAACCGACGGAAAAGUGAAAAUUGAUGAUGCUGAACUUGUUUUCAAACUAUUAGAAGGUGAUGAAGAAACUGCAUACUUAGAAAAGACGGUCGAAGAAAUGAGUAAAAGACGUAAAAACAUGAAAAACUUUAAGGGAAAUAACAGGGGUAAAAACUUUAAGGGUAAGGGAAGGAAAAGGAAACAGGGUAACCAUGAUGACGGGCCGCCAGCAAAGGUGUCCGCGAAAAGUUAAUAAUGCAUGUAGAUGUAUAAACUGUUGAUUUGUGUUUGCUUAUGAUUGUAUGACAGUGAAACAACGGUGCUUCAAAAUAGAAUGCACUUAUCGUCUCAGAGAAAUUGCCUAAAAUUAAAACGACAGAUAUUUGAUUGUAUCAUUAACAAAAUUAAAUAAUUUCAGGUAUGAAACGGGAUGUCGUAACAUUCCUAUGUUGUUAGAAUUUGUUUUGCUUAUGAGUGGUUGUUUUUUAACUUUAAAAUUGGUUAUAUUAGAAAAAAAAGCAAUUUAUCGUAAGCAAAAUGAAUUAUAUUCCAAUGUAGUUCUUAUAUUUGCGAAACAACUGUGAAAUAAACACUAUCAAAUAUAUAAAACUAUUGAUUGACUAUUUGAAUUAAUAUGACUGUUUUCUUUAUAUCGAUAGGUCGCAAGUUAAGCGAUAUUUAUAAGGUAUUAAAUACUUAUGUAUGUACAAUACUACAACUAUUCAAGUUUAACUUUUGUAUUUUAAGAGCUAAAUAAAGUUAUUUUC